CAACAUCAAUUGCCACUGUCGUCAUGUCACUCAAGCGCAAGGCAGCAAACCAAACCUCCGCAGAAGCGAAGAAGCCGAAAGCCAACGGCAGCAUCACGGCAUUCUUCGGUCCACCCAAGCCCGUGUCGUCGUCGACUAUGUCGACAGAUCCGGCCAGAGCGCCUGUCGUUGCCAAGUUCGACAAGGACAAGUGGAUCGAGGGACUCACAGAAGAGCAGAAGGAACUGCUGCAACUCGAGAUCGAGACCUUACACGAGAGCUGGCUGGCCCACCUUAAGGAUGAGAUCACGAGCAAAGAAUUCCUAGCCCUCAAGGCGUUCCUCAAGCAAGAGGGUGCGAGUGGCACGAAGAUCUUCCCACCAAUGGAGGACGUAUAUUCCUGGUCGCGCCAUACGCCGCUCAAUACCGUCAAGGCUGUCAUCCUUGGCCAAGACCCCUACCACAACUACAACCAGGCGCAUGGGUUGUGUUUCAGUGUGCGGCCUCCCACGGCCGCGCCGCCCUCACUCAAGAACAUAUACAUCGCACUCAAGAAGGAUUACCCUUCAUUUGAGGCGCCACCCAAGAAUGGUGGACUGCUGACGCCGUGGGCGGACCGGGGUGUGUUGCUACUGAACACAUGUUUGACGGUGCGCGCGCACGACGCCAACAGUCACGCGGGUAAAGGUUGGGAGCGCUUCACACAAAAGGUCAUCGAAACAGUGAACCGCGUGCGCACCCAUGGUGUCGUAUUUUUGGCUUGGGGUACGCCUGCGCAAAAGCGUGUCACCGGUGUCAACGGGUCGAGGCACCUAGUGCUGAAGAGUGUUCACCCUAGCCCAUUGAGCGCUCACAGAGGAUUCUUCGAGUGUGGCCACUUCAAGAAGGCCAAUGAGUGGUUGGAGCAGCGCUACGGCAAGGAAAAUGGCCCCAUCGACUGGAACCUGAACGUUGACCCUGAGGACGCUGGCGUCUAAUCUCUGCAUCGCCUCCUGGCUGCGAAGCGGCAUGGCGUGCCAGCUCAUUUCUCUUGUAUUUCUCUUUCGGUAGCUGGCGUGUAUGGCUCUAUUGACGGAAAAAGCGCGUUUUUCGGAUCUUGGUAAAUCACGAACAGGACUGGAGUACAUGAUUGUCAUCAAAACGAUUCGUUAUACGGUUGAUAUGCUGGUUUCGUCGG
This is a messenger RNA of Aplosporella prunicola CBS 121167, 1156 nucleotides long. RefSeq lists its product as uncharacterized. Gene Ontology annotation, molecular function: uracil DNA N-glycosylase activity. Bases 24 to 956 code for a protein of 310 amino acids. Lineage: Eukaryota; Fungi; Ascomycota; Dothideomycetes; Botryosphaeriales; Aplosporellaceae. The transcript is spliced from 3 exons. Gene Ontology annotation, cellular component: mitochondrion; nucleus. Gene Ontology annotation, biological process: base-excision repair, AP site formation via deaminated base removal; base-excision repair. The record is from RefSeq and is a predicted model, not a curated record.